GGCAAAGCUAUUUCGGCGUUUCUGCUGCAGUAACUUCAAAAUAUGAACCCAAGGGCAAUUUUUUUUUCUAGAGUUAAAUUAUAUUAGCGAGGUGAUAUCUCUAUUUGGCUCAAAUGCCACUUUUUCAAACUUCUUUGCUCCUUUAAACAUCCCUAAUACAGCAGUGCCAACUCUUUCAGUGCGACGAGCAGAGAGCAGGGGGGAGGAGGAGGAGGAUUGACAGCAGAUGCCUUUGCAGCAGAGGACCAGAGAGGAUGUAUGUCCGUGUGUGCUGUUCCGGGACAAAAUCCGCACAUGUUUAAACGUUCACUUAUCGAAAUUUAAACCGCGAGAUUUUACGAGUUUGUGAGAGAAAGCAAAGACAAUUCAAAGCGCAGUGUCAGAGGGAAUUCUUCUCUAAAGAAGAUGGACGGGACGACCUGAAUAGACGAUUGGAUCACUUCAUUUAAAAGAUGUAUUUCGUGCUAUCAUUUUUUUUUUUUCUUGAUUAAAUCAACUUGGAUGUUCUAUUGAGACCAGUCACUCAAAGCCUAGCUAACGAUGGAGAGUGGAGUUUUUCUGCCCUGUCUGGAUCAGUUCAUGCUGAGCCCACUUGUCACUUGGGUGAGGACAUUCGUGCCAAAUGAUGGAGGCAUGCACUUGGAUUUUUCUGAACUGCUGGAUGGAGUCUUUCUAAACGACAUAAUGACCCAAAUAAAUCCUUCAGCUUCAUCUCAGGGUGCAAAGAAAAUGAGCAAGGAUCCAAGUCAGAGGAUCCAGAACCUGAACUUUCUCGUGCAGCAGAUCAAGACAUUUUACCUGGAUAAUCUGAGACAAUUAAUCAUGACUCCUUUGCCAAAUGUGUUGCUGCUUGGCAGGACUCCUUACUGUGAACAAAGCCUGGAUGAAAUGAGGAAACUUUUGCUAUUACUAUUGGGAUGUGCAGUUCAGUGUGAGAGGAAAGAGGAGUACAUUGAGAGAAUCCAGACACUUGACUUUGAGACAAAAGCAGCAAUAGCUGCUCAUAUUCAGGAGUUGACUCACAGUCAAGACAAUGUGCUGGAUCUGCAGUGGUUGGAGUCUAGUGAGCUGCACCCCGAUGAGAUGGAGGCAGCAGUAAGGAACAUGACCACACACCUCCGACACCUGCUGGAUCAGAGGGAUACCCAUCUGGAGACUAUAGCAGAGCUAAUGCAGGAGAAAGAGGGUGUGGUAAGUUUGCUCAGUAGCCCCUCCAGCCCACAGUCUGCCAGCUACUCUCCUACAAUUCAGCAGCAGCAGGUGGGGACCCAGCAACACCUUGCAGUCGAACUGGCCGACUCUAAGGCAAAGAUCAGACGACUUAGACAAGAACUAGAGGAGAAGAGUGAACAAAUGCUGGACUGCAGACAUGAGUUGGAGAACAUGGAGGCUGAGCUGAAGCGAAUCCAGCAGGAGAAUUCCCAGUUGCUUCUGGAUGCACGCACAGCCCGCACUUACCGUGAUGAACUGGAUGCCCUGAGAGAGAGAGCCAUCAAGGCGGACAAGCUGGAGAGUGAAGUGGGACGCUACAGGGAGCAACUGCACAAGAUGGAGUUCUACAGAGCCAAAGUGGAGGAGCUAAAGGAGGAUAAUAGGGUACUCCAGGAGACUAAAGAGGUUUUGGAGGAUCAACUGGAAGGCUGGAGGGCACGCUCAGAUAAAAUCCACCAGCUGGAGAAACACAAUCUGCUGUUGAAGGCCCAGGUCCAUGACAUGGAACAGGAGAGGGAGGCAGAUCGGAGGCGCAUUGAGGAAUUGCAAACGGACAACUUGGCUUUGUGUUUGGCACAGCGGAGGAGUAUGGAGGAGUCCCAGCACCUAGGCUGGGAGUUAGAGCAACUCUCCAAGACCACAGAAAGCUCCCAGGGCCAGCAGACCCUGAGUGAGGAGGUCAGCGAGAGGGCCUGCAGUCGAUUGCUGAAACUGGAGAAAGAGAACAAACAUCUCCUGAAGACCAUAGAGGAGCUCAGAGCUUCUGUUAAUAACAUCACACAAACCAAACAUAGCCACCUGGCGAUGUGUAGUAACAACUGUACCUCAUCAACAGACGAGCCCUCAGUGUUGCAGACCUCCUGCUCGAAUGCUAAAAAUCACUCUAAUGGAGUCUCCCUCAGUAUUGUAACAGAGUCGAUGCUAAAUGGGGAUUUAAGCUGCCAUCAGCAGCUAGACACCGAGGAGUUGGAGCGAGUCCAGAGUGCGAACCAUCUCACAGAUAAUCCAGAGCGUAAUAUCCAGGAGAAAGGACAGCUAGAGGAUGGAGACAGUGGGGACCAUUUCAAAGAAAGGAUGUCUGAUUUGGAAGUCUUAGAAAACAAUCACAAUAGGCGCCAUUAUUUUGUGAGGUCACAUGAUCACUCGCCUGGCUCAAAGAACAGCAGUCCCCGCCAUGAAAGCAUCUUCACAGGUCUGCCAACACGCUCCUCCUAUGCCAGCAAGCACACACAGCGGCUAGAGGCCAAGUGCAGGGCCCUGGACACAAUAAAUCAGCAUCUACAAACUUCACUUGACAACACUGACCGAAAGGUUCAGCAUCUAGAGGCAGAGGUUGAGGAGCUGGAAGCAGAGAAUCAGAGCCUGCAGGCCUCUUUAGAGGAACUUCGCAUCUCUGCACGACGCCUGGAGCAGUUAGAAACAGAGAAGCAGACCCUGGAGCAUGAAACAACUGCCCUGGAGAGAGACAAGAGGCAGCUAGAGAAAGAGAAUCGACGACUCCGGCAACAGGCUGAAAUCCAAGAAGCCAAAUUAGACAGCAGUAAUGUCUGUAUGGCUAGCUUGGAAAGGGAGAUGCGUUUUCUUGUAAAGGAAGUGGACGGAUUAAGGGAAACUGCUGAGAGGGUGAAAGGCCUGGAGAGAGACAACAGAGAACUGACCAAGCAGGCUGCUAUCGACCAGAGAACCCUGGCAACCCUCAGAGAAGAGCUAGUUAGCGAGAAGCUGAGAACCCAGCAAAGAGACAAUGAACUAGAGAGGCUUUCCCAUGAGCUGGAAAUGAAGGUCCUGAACCAGGAGAGUGCACAUCAGCCUGAACAAGAGAGACCAGAUAACAGGUUCAAAAUGCUUGAGUCUGAGCUGGAGACAUCUCUGAAAAAGUCUCUGCAGAUAAAAGACGACAAGUUGGCUUCUUUGGAGGCCCGUCUGCAGGAAUCCUCCUCUCUGAAUCAGCAGCUGCGCCAGGAACUAAAGAGUGUGAAGCUGAGCUAUGAAGCCCUGCAACAGAGGCAGGAGGAAGAGAGGACAACAUCAAGUUCCACACCUCCAAGAGAAACUGGCAAGGCCAUGAGUGAAUGGCUACGUGAAAGUCAGGAAGCUACCAAAGAACUGCUGAAGCUAAAAGAUCGCCUCAUUGAAGUCGAGAGAAAUAAUGCGACACUGGAGGCAGAACGCCAGGCUUUACAAGCCCAGCUAAAACAGCUGGAAAGUCAGUCUGACAGCCAGCAGGCUCAGGUCCUUGCCCUGCAGCGGCAGGCUGCCUCACUGCAGGAGAACAACACAGCAUUGCAGACACACAAUGCAACCCUGCAGGUGGAAAAGUCAACAGUGAAUUCACAGAGCGCCUCCCUUAUGGCCCAAAACACUCAGCUGCAGCAGCAGCAGUCUAAGGCAGAAAGUGAACGGGACAGUGCUAUACAUGAGCGUGAAGAGCUGCGCGGUGCUCAAGAGCAGCUGUUACGAGAUCACGAGCGCCUGGCAGUCCUGCACGAGCGACAAGCCAUGGAGUAUGAGGCCCUGAUGGGCAAGCACGGCUGUCUGAAAAAUGCCCACCGCACACUGGAACUGGAGCAUCGCACUCUUCAAGACAGAUACAACAGCCUGUUGCAGCAACGUAGCAAACUAGAAGACCUGGAGAAAGCCCUCAAGGAGGAGCAGAUGAGGAUGGCUUUGGAGAAAGAACAGCACAGGACAACCGCUGCUGAGUGCUGCAGGCUCCGUGAUGAGAAAGACUGGCUGAACCAGACAUACCGCCAGCUUCUUAACGAUAACGAGGCGCUGACAUCGGAUCACAAGCAGCUCAAGAGCCAGCUGAAUGAGGCCAAGCUGGAGCACACGUGGCUAGAGGCAGACUUUUCGAAGCUCAAAAAGGACUAUCAGCAGCUCGAUAUCACGUGCACAAAACUCACAAAUCAGUGCGAGAAUUAUCUGCUCUUCCACAGACGUGGGAACUGGAUUACUUUGAAGCUGAAGAAGCUGAUGAAAUCCAAUAGCCGCGAGCAUGGGCCUGAACGCCCACCCACACCCACACACUCAGGCGUUCCUGAGCCUCAGCUCUCCUGUCACGACAACAGUUCUUUCAUCAGCUCAAAUGGCUCUGGAGGCUCAGCCUCCACAGCAGCAUGCGAUGUCGUCUCACCCCAACGUAACAGCACCACUCUGAAAAUGUUUCCCCGUAUGAGGAACCGGCUGAAGGACAGAGACAAAGUCAAGUCCAUGUUUCGGCGUUCCAUAUCCCUGAGCAGCUUAGUCUGUCCCUCGCCCCCAUUAGAGGUAAACUGCUUGCCUGACAGCUCAGUACAGCUGGAAGACUCAGAAGCUGAUGUGGAGGAAAGCAGGAAAGACCCACUGACCUCAUCAUUUACCGACUCCAUCUCGUCCAUCCUCCCCCUUCCUCAUUCCACCACUCUGCCAUCUGUCCAUCUCGACAGCACCACCACUGACAUUGUUCCAGAUGUUUCUGAGCUGUGGGCGACAGAUAAGCAUUCAAAUGACAGCAAUUUGCCAUCUGGACUUGAGGACAAUGAUGAGCUGCAAAAUCACGGGCUGAAUUGCACUGAGAGCAGGGCCCAAAGUGAGAGCAGUGUUGAGUUCAACCUGAGCCUGGAGAAUGAGCCGUGGUCAAAUGGAAGCAGCCCUGUGCAGCACCCUCCAUCACGUCGUUCUUCCUCCUCCUCCUACCAACCACCCAGUGAUGCCUCAACCCCCCAGCACACAAAGCAGCAGCACAAAGAGAAAGCCUCUACUAUGCCCACUGCUAACAGUAAGAUUUCAGAUAUCCAAUGUGAACCAAAACAGAGAGAUCCUGUUCUGCCUCAGGACUUCUGGCUUAGAAGGGGCACAAAAAGUAUUCGAAGAGGGUCAAGGGGGAAGAUGACAAGGCGCGCUUCAGAUUCAGGAGGCACAGGCAAAAUCAAUCCAGGACUCAAUGGGAUGAAUCCUAAACUGAGCACAAGCAAAGCUGAAACUACCAAAGCCUCUGCUUGUUCACCAAUCACAGUGUUGUAUGUUCAGGGCAAGUCAUCCUCAAUGUCCGGCUGCCUCAACUGCUUCUCUUCCCCGAUGGGAAAAGAAGGGCGACUGAAAGGGCCGUGGUCUCCCAAAAGUCUCCCUCGCGCAAGCAGUGUCAUUUCAACAGCAGAGGGCUCGUCCCGACGAUCCAGUGUCAGCAGUGACUACAAGGUGAUAGUCAAGACUGACCUGCUCCCUGUCCAGGUUUCAGAGUAUUCAGAGAGCAAUAUUAAGGAAGAAGCAGCAAGCCCAAAUCAACAACCAGAGCCAGAGAUUAAGAACAGUGAGCCUGCGCCCAUUCCUCCUGUCAAACCUCCAAGAGACCCAGCAGCUGUGCAGGAGCCACUUUUUGACUCCUCAUUCACUUUCAAAUCUGUCUUUUCCAAUACAAUCUUUGGUGAUUCCGUGGUUACCACCACAACUAGUCUAGAUGGGCUUGACACCAACCGAACCGUCCUCUGUCAAAAUUCACCUCUGGAUCAAACCUGUUCACGAGAAAUCUCAAAAUCUGUCGAAAACACACCGCAAACAGUUCUUAAUAUGGCAGAUGAGCAGAGUCAAAAUCCAGAGCAUGCAGCUGGGCUGGGAGGGAAAGACGAGCAGCUCACGAUUGCAUGAAAGCAGCCGUCACUGUCACACCACUGUACAAUUAGUCACUCAAAUAAAGCAGGUGGCUAUGAAGCAAUUAUUCAUCACAGCACACAAGGAUUUUAAGCAAUCAGUAUGUUUGCACUGUAUUACACUGGCUACCUAUAAAAGUGUGUUCAAUAAAAAGACAUUCUGAUAUUUUUUUUUACAUUGCUGUAGUAAUCAACCUGAGCAGCAGAUCAAAAGUGUUACAGUAUUAUUUACGCAUUGGUUAUUGUUUUGUAAAAAUGAUGUUUAAUUUCAUUCAGUGAUACGUAGAUAGAUCUCCUGUUUAACCUCUAAUUAAUUAGAUUUGUGCGUGUCAUUGAGACCUUAGCCAUACUUGUAAAUAUAUUCGUGUUUGCCAAAAAUAUUGUAUUCAUUUUUGUAAUUUCUAUUUAUGUUCUGUUCCUCAUACAUGAGUUAUAACUUAUUAUGCACUGCUUUUAGAGUCUCUUUUAUUUUGUAUUUGAAUCUGAGGUGGGAAGUGUUGCUCAUAUGUAAGACAUGUGUAUAUCUUCUACCACGUGAACGCUAUUUUCCCUUAAAUAAAGAAACCUGUGCAAAAUGUGAA
Molecule: messenger RNA, 6421 nt
Organism: Neolamprologus brichardi
Lineage: Eukaryota; Metazoa; Chordata; Actinopteri; Cichliformes; Cichlidae
Source: RefSeq, a predicted model, not a curated record